Molecule: messenger RNA, 2938 nt
Organism: Solea solea (common sole)
Lineage: Eukaryota; Metazoa; Chordata; Actinopteri; Pleuronectiformes; Soleidae
Gene: cavin4b
Product: caveolae associated protein 4b
Exons: 2
Coding region: 420-1346 (308 amino acids)
Biological process (GO): regulation of gene expression
Cellular component (GO): cytoplasm; caveola
Source: RefSeq, a predicted model, not a curated record
GUGGGAAGUUCGUGGAAGUCAACUCAGAUCAAGUUCAACAUACAGAAUUCUCCUCAAAGUUUGGUCCCGACAUUUAAAAAUGCGAGCGGGGAUUAAACGUGGAAACUUUCCCUCUGAGUUUUACGUCCUCUCUCUUUUUAGCCUCUCCUCCGUCCCCUCCCCCUCUGUGUCUGGCAGCAGGGUGGAGUCUCUCAGUGGAUCUGACCAGUGUCAGGGUCCAGUGUCAGGGUCCACCUCAGUAGCAAAGGACUGAUCAGGUCCUGUUGUUCCUUCCUCUUCUGGAACGUUCCGUCCUCUCGUUGUCUCUGGAUCCUCAGAUGCUUCUACUUUAACUCGACUCCUUUUCACGUUUUCUUCCACAUUAAGAGAUUUUUGGGUCCGGUUCUUCACGUCUGGACUCGUGUGGUUUCGCAGCCAUCAUGACAGACAAACCUGGGAUGUCUCCGGGCGGCGGAGACGACGCGGGCAGCAUCAUGGCGUUGCUGGAGCGUGUGGCGGGCCUCAUGGACGGUGUCCAGGCAACGCAGCAGCGCAUGGAGGAACGUCAGCUGGAGCUGGAGAACACGGUGAAGACUAUCCAGGCUGACGUUAUCAAGCUGACCAACGAGCAUGCAAACACCAGCUCCACCGUUGACCGGCUGCUAGAGAAGACGCGCAAGGUCAGCCGCCACAUCAAGGACGUCAGGGUGCGCGUGGAGAACCAGAACGUUCGGGUGAAGAAGGUGGAGGCCACGCAGGGAGACCUGCUGGCCAAGAACAAGUUCAGGGUCGUCAUUUAUCAGGGCGACCAGGAGGUGAAGGCCAUUUCACCCGGCAACGAGUCAGCGGAACACAGCGGCAGAGGCGGAGCCGAGGUGGAGCCGGACAAGUUUGAGCUUCCUCCAGAUUCAGACGAGGAGUACAUGGUGGUGGAGGAGGCCGACUCCUCAUCCGCCGGCCGCAUGAAGAAGUCCGGCCUGACACGCAUCGAGAGCUUCAAAGCCACGUUCUCCAAGGAGAACAUGAGCAAGACCCGAGAGAACCUGGGCACCAAGGUCAACAAGCUAGGUGGGCGCAUCGUGACGGCCGAGCGCCGCGAGAAGAUCCGUCAGUCUGGCGAGAGGCUGAAGCAGUCGGGCGAGAGGCUGAAGGAGACCAUCACCAAGAACGUGCCGGCCAAGCUCCAGCUGAAGAAGGAGAGGACUGUGGCCGAGGGUCAGGAAGGAGCCGAGGCCGCGGAGGGAGCCGCGCCCGUCCCCCCGCCCAAGGGACGCAAGGGCAGCCCGGACGCUGCCAAGAUGGCCGCCGACGAGGGCAAGGGGGAGGAGGCAGAGGUGCCGAUGUACGACAUGAAGCAGCUAUCGUAAAAAUAAAAAGCCAUGACGCAGCCACAAGGUUUUCUUUGGACUACUGAGACCACGCAGAAAAGGGCCGGACUUAAGUUUGGAGGGCAUCGCCACCGCGGCCACCAUGUUGGCGCCGCAUGGGUGCAGGCAAAUGAUGAAGUGUAACUUUAUUUUGAAAGUUGUUGAAGGAAGUGAGCGAGGAAGGAGAAGAUCCAGGCAGAGGUUUUUCAUCUUCAGCCUCACAUGGACACAAAUAUGAAGGAGAAUAAUAAGAAUUCUAAUAAUAAAUAUGAACGUGCUUGUUUGGACUUUGAUAAACACGGACUGUCUCUUUUUCACGUUAUCUGUUUAUGACGACACUUACAUGUAAACAUUAGUUCCAUGCACUUUAGAUCAGGGUUAGCAAAUAAAAGCAGAUUAUUAGAUUAUUUUUCUUCACCACAUAAAUUAACCAGUUAAACACCAGGUUUAAUAAAUAAAUAAAUAAUACCUUUAUGUUGAAACUUUUACUUGUGUUAGGUUGUAAUGAGUCAGUGUUACAUUGUAAUUCACAUUCACACGGAACGUUAGCAGCUACUGUAGUUGUUAGCAGCCACUGUAGCUGUUAGCAAUUACUGUAGUUCUUAGCACCUACUGUAGUUGUUAGCAGCUACUGUAGUUGUUAGCAGCCACUGUAGCUGUUAGCAAUUACUGUAGUUGUUAGCAGCCACUGUAGCUGUUAGCAAUUACUGUAGCUGUGAGCAGCUACUGCAGUUGUUAGCCAUUGCUGUAGUUCUUAGCAGCUACUGUAGUUGUUAGCAGCUACUGUAGCUGUUAGCAAUUACUGUAUUUCUUAGCAGCUACUGUAGUUGAUAGCAGCUACUGUAGUUGUUAGCAGCCACUGUAGCUGUGAGCAGCUACUGCAGUUGUUAGCAGCUACUGUAGUUGUUAGCAGCUACUGUAGCUACUAGCAAUUACUGUAUUUCUUAGCAGCUACAGUAGUUGUUAGCAGCCGCUGUAGCUGUUAGAUGCUAACACCACAGCCUCUGGCUACAGCAGUAGUGAGCAGAGUCACUACUUUAUGACUCCUGGUGAUGGCGCUCAUCACAGGAGUGAGCAGAAGUGAACUGGCUGAAGAAGACAUUGACAUUGAGAUAAUGUUGGAGAAAAGAAUGCAACAUUCAUUUUCUUACACAGAUAACGUGAUGUAUCGUUAGAGGAUCGUUUUGUACGUACUGAUUAUCGCUGAGUCACUGUAUUGUCCUGAUUUUAUCGUUAUUGUGGGACAUGUUUUAUGUAUCGUAUCGCAAGCAUGUUGGUAAAAGAUUUGUAAAAACAUAAAAACCCUGUGUCAUCAGAGGUGAAAACAGAUACUAGUCAUGUGACUUAUAGACAUGACAAUAAUGGAACAGUUCCACCUAGUGGCCGGAGGAUUUACUUAAAAUGAAUUUUGAAAGAAUAAAAAGUAGUUUUGACGUGUAAGCACAGAUCUGACAGCAGCAUCAUGUGACCUGUUGUUUAUUCUGCGUUUGUUUUGUAGCUUUGCUGCUGAGUGAUGCAUGACUGUAGUUUGUCAGUGAAAACAUUAAAGCUGUUUUUGUCAAGUGGAGAAAAUAAAGUUGACGUGAAUCAUU